CUCUCCUUUCUUUUCUACUGUUCUCUCCCUCCAAUUUUUUUUUUCCUUUUUUUUAUUUUCUUAUCUUCUCGUCGGGAAACCUCUUUUCUCCGCCGGAAAACCGCUCGUUCUCCGGCGAAUCGCGUUCGCUGUCGCCGGAAAACUGCUGGCUCCGUCAGUUUUGGUUCGCUCCGGUGUUUCUUGGUGAUAUUGUGGGUUUGGCUCAAAGGAGGUUUCUGGAUCUCCGAGUCUGAGCCCGUUCGGUGCUGUUCCCGGCUGUUUGCGAGAAUGUGGCGAGCCUGGUUCUCGUUGGAGACUCGUUGUUGGUUGGCCGUGGCUUGGAUCGUGAUCUAGGGUUUGGUUUUCCGGAUUCCGAUUCCUUUUCCGUUAGUCUGCGUGUUGUUUUGCUUUUCCCCUGUUUGUUCGGCGAAAGAAACGAAGACGGAGGCGUACAGAGAGCGGCUUCGGAAUGAGAUGGUGGAGCGAAGGGUUUGUUUAUCAAAAGAGGUUAAAAAUGGAUUAGAAUUUCUGAAGCGCAAAAGGCUUCAGCGUAUGAAAUCCAACACUGUUACAGAGCCUGUAAGUAUCAGCAAUAUGAUGGCUCGAAGUGGAGGGGAUGCUUUAAGAGCUUCAGCAUCUUGCGGUGUUAGAUUGCACAGUAACUCAUAUUUAUUUUCUCACCCCAAUGGUGCUUUAAAUGGGAAGGAUGUUAUUUCAAAGCGUAAGGUUGAUAAAUUCGAUACAAGUGAUCUGGAAUGGACAGAAAAAAUUCCUGAGUGUCCCGUAUAUUGUCCGACAAAGGAGGAGUUUGAGGAUCCUUUGGUUUAUUUGCAGAAGAUAGCUCCAGAAGCUUCAAGAUAUGGUAUGAUCAAGAUUGUUUCCCCCUUGACUGCUUCUGUUCCAGCUGGGGUUGUUUUGAUGAAGGAGAAAGCAGGAUUCAAGUUCACAACCAGAGUGCAACCUCUACGUCUUGCUGAAUGGGACACUGAUGAUAAGGUCACAUUUUUCAUGAGCGGAAGAAAUUAUACCUUCCGCGAUUUCGAGAAAAUGGCGAACAAGGUUUUUUCUCGUCGAUAUUACAGUGCUGGAUGUCUCCCACCCACAUAUUUGGAAAAGGAAUUUUGGCAUGAAAUUGCUUGUGGAAAGACAGAAACUGUUGAAUAUGCAUGUGAUGUUGAUGGGACUGCCUUUUCAUCUUCUCCUGAUGAUGAGCUUGGGUGUAGCAAAUGGAACUUGAAGAGACUGUCAAGGCUACCAAAGUCCGUGCUGCGUCUUCUUGAAACAGCAAUUCCGGGCGUAACUGAUCCUAUGUUGUACAUUGGCAUGCUAUUUAGUGUGUUUGCUUGGCACGUGGAGGAUCACUAUUUGUACAGUAUUAAUUACCAUCAUUGUGGGGCAUCAAAAACCUGGUAUGGCAUUCCAGGUCAUGCUGCUUUGCAGUUUGAAAAGGUUGUCAGGGAACACGUGUAUACCCACGAUAUCCUUUCUACUGAUGGGGAGGAUGGGGCUUUUGAUGUUCUGUUAGGGAAGACAACUUUAUUUCCUCCAAAUAUUUUGGUUGAACAUGGUAUCCCUGUUUAUAAGGCAGUACAAAAGCCAGGAGAGUUCAUAGUUACCUUCCCUAGAGCAUAUCAUGCUGGAUUUAGUCAUGGUUUCAACUGUGGAGAAGCAGUGAACUUUGCAAUUGGUGAUUGGUUCCCCCUGGGUGCUGUUGCUAGCCAGCGCUAUGCACUUCUUAACAGGGUGCCUUUGCUUCCUCAUGAAGAACUGCUUUGCAAAGAAGCAAUGAUUCUCUAUAUGAGUAUAGAGCUUGAAGAUUCCGAUUAUUUUUCUGCUGAUAUAGUCACUCAUCGUUGCAUCAAGACUUCUUUUGUGAAGUUCAUGCGUUUCCAGCAUCGUGCUCGCUGGUUGCUAAUUAAAUCAGGAGCGUGCUCUGGUGUUUUUCCAAAUCCUAAUGGAACUAUUGUAUGCAGCCUAUGCAAAAGAGACUGUUAUGUUGCCUAUAUCAACUGUGGCUGUUACAUGCAUCCUGUUUGCCUUCGUCAUGAUGUCAGGUGUCUUGAUUUGUCGUGUGGAAGAAAUUUCACUCUCUUUGUCAGGGAGGAUAUUUCAGAAAUGGAAGUUGCAGCUAAGAAGUUUGAAAUGGAAGCUGGAAUAAUGGGGGAGAUUAACCAGCAAGCUAAAAGUGGUGAUGGCCUCUAUUCAUAUCCAUCAUUGAAUAUAUCUAGCGGAAUUGAAGAUGGAUAUUUUCCUUACUGUACCAUAAAACCUGUGUCCAUCCCCACAUUCGGUGAUACAGCUCAGAAUGAAUCACAAGAGCUUGAGCCUGUUUCCCGUAUUGCACCCAUGCUGAAUAGUGGGACGAUAAGUUUAAAUUCUGAUGUGUCAGAAACUUCUACUUCUUGUGUCGUAUCAACUCUUUGUUCUUUGGCAGAGCCUUUGGAGAGUGCAUCCGCUUCCAACAAUGUAUAUGGUAACACUAGCUUUCAUACAAAGAAUAUUGAUUCUAGAAAGUCGUCAGAAGAACCGUCACGGAGUGCAGUUGAAUCUUGUCUAUCCUCCUCGUCAUGUGAUGAACACUUGAAUGCUUAUCCUGACAAUUUCCGUGCAACAAAUGCUAGGCCUGCUGUACAUCAAGACAGUGAUGAUUCUGAUUCAGAGAUAUUCAGGGUUAAGCGUCGUUCUACACAAAAGGUGGACAAGAGGAACACCAAUGAUGGCAAAAAAUCAAUGCAUUCUGACCACCAGGGGUUCAAACGACUUAAGAAAUUCCAACCUGAAGGAAGAACUGGGGGGGUUACUUCGUCAGAUUGCUUCAGAAUUGUUGAAUCGAAUUCUAAAUUAACCACCACUAAUCAUAGAGCUCCAGAGAUUGCUUUGGCAGACAGGUCCGCUAGAGGAAGUACCAUUCCCAUCUCUAUUAAGUUCAAGAAACUUACCAGUGAUCACGAUAUCAACAGACAGCGAGAGCAGCCGAGAAAGGAUAGGCUUCAGCUUGAAUUUAGUAAGAGCAUGAGGGAAUCACCCCCUAUAGAGAUCGGGCCGAAGCGCCUUAAAGUCAGAGGUCCUACAUUUUUAGGGUCAGAGAGCAGGUUAGAUUGAGAAAGGACUAUAAUUGGAUGCCUCCAUCAAGAAGUGACAGUACAAAGUUUUUGGUUGCCCUGCCCUCUGGAGCCAUCAUCUAGAAGCCUGACUUUGCUAACUUCAUUUUCUCUAAUGGGGUCCUAACAACACGGAAAAGAAAAGCUAAAGAUUUAUUCUGAUUCUGGGAGCAGUGACAGAUUAACCUUAGGUUAAGGAAAAUUCAUAUUCUUUGUGCAGGCCUCGAAUUGGGGCAACACGCACGGUUGGUGAUUCUUAAGGUUCUCGGGCCGAAGUAUUUUUCCGUCUUUGGCAGGAGAACCUUCCUGCAAAGUCUUCUUUUGAAAGUUUAGUGUUCGGAUUUAGUGACUUUGAUGUAAAUUUCUUUUUGUUACUAAAAAUUCUUGGCGAGGGAAGUGGGUAUUCUCACUCACCACUCGUUUCAGGUUUUAACGUUGCUUCUAGGUUCUUUAUUCUUUUUGUAGCAGGGGGGGCUCCUUGUACACCUUUGACUACUUGAAUAAAUGCAGAGAAAUAUGUCUUUUAUCUUCUA
Molecule: messenger RNA, 3613 nt
Organism: Morus notabilis
Lineage: Eukaryota; Viridiplantae; Streptophyta; Magnoliopsida; Rosales; Moraceae
Product: lysine-specific demethylase JMJ706
Exons: 11
Coding region: 454-3081 (875 amino acids)
Biological process (GO): chromatin remodeling
Cellular component (GO): nucleus
Molecular function (GO): histone demethylase activity
Source: RefSeq, a predicted model, not a curated record